AUGGCAACUGCGGGAAAGAUAGAUGUAGCUCCUCUUGCUCCGUUUGAUCCGAUAUCAGAACCGACAUCCUUAAGUCAACGAUGGAAAGUUUGGAAACGCAGAUUCGAAACGUAUUUAGUCGCGGUAAAUGUGAAAGAUAAUGCCCAGAAACAAGCAUUGUUACUUUAUCAAGCCGGUGAGGCAACACAGGAAAUCUUCGAUACACUUUCAGAGACAGGAGAGGACAAUGAUUACAAGACUGCAAUUGAGAAAUUGGACGAAUAUUUUUCCCCGAAGAAAAAUGUGGAUUACGAGAUAUUUCAAUUCCGUCAAGCAAAGCAAAACGCCGAUGAACCAACAGACCAAUUUGCAACACGACUUCGCAAACUGGCAGCUCACUGUGAAUUCCACGAUGUAGACCAUGAAAUAAAAUCGGCUAUUAUUCAAAAUUGUCGAUCUAAACAUCUCAGGCGGUAUGCCUUACGGCAAGAUAAAGUGACUCUCACCGAGUUGUUAUCGAAAGCUAGAACAUUGGAAAAUAGCGAACAGCAAGCCAAGGGCAUUGAAGAACGUUUAGCAUCGACUAAUAUUCAAGACGAAGAAGCAAAUUUUGUAAAUCCCCCAAGAUCUAAUGGACAACAGCAACAACAACAGUGUCGCAACUGUGGAUUAUCUUGGCCUCAUCGUGACGCACCUUGCCCUGCUAAAGGACAAACAUGUCGAAAAUGUAAUAAACAAAACCAUUAUGCCCGAGUUUGUCGCAGCAGCGUCCCAUCGACAAGGAAUCCUAUUAAUACAAGACCUAGACCUAUCCGCCCAGACAACAAUCAACACAAUAUUCAACAGGUUGGAUAUCAAGAAGACCACUAUUCGAAUAGCCCUAGUAGCAGCAGCGAUGAUGAGCAUUUAUAA
Paramuricea clavata is the source of this 891-nucleotide messenger RNA. The record is from the annotation of a GenBank genome assembly. NCBI's taxonomy places the organism in Eukaryota, Metazoa, Cnidaria, Anthozoa, Malacalcyonacea, Plexauridae.